AUGCUACACCGCUCCGCCUUUGACGAUGAAACCAAGGCGUUCUACCCCAAACAUCCCUCGGCACCGCCAGAACCCACAUCGGCACCGCCCCCUAGGCCUACCUCUCGUUCGUCGCGCCCCGGAUCUCGAACUCGAAUGGUGAAGCCAACAGGCGCUGUCACGCCCAACGGACUGGGAGUGCUCACAGAGAACAUUCCGAACUUGCCUCCUGACAACCUGGGAAGUACCAGUCCCAUCAAAGAGGGUCUGGGAAGCUUGAAUCGUUGGUCUCAGUCCACUACCUCCAGCAAGGGCCCGUCGGAGUAUGCUGGCCAUCGCCGAGGGAGCUCCAAGAUGUCCAUGUCAGGAUCCAGUCGGGGCCAUGGGAGUCAUAGUCCGCAGCGUGCGGCGGGAAUGGCAGAACUCCCCAAAUUAAGUCUGCCAGAACUGGACCAAUCUUCCAUCUUUUCUCCCGAUCCCACAUCUCCACCACUUGAUCUCUCAUUCACGGCCUCCAGUCAUAUCUUUCAAAGUUCCCAGGCAAAUGAACCAAGAGCAGAGAUGGAAACCGCACCGCAGGCAGUGCCGCAUUAUCAAAACCCCCCUCAGGACAGUGUUGCUCGAAUCAGUGACGGGUCAACCUCCUUGGGGGAUGGUGAAGGGGACCCAGAAAACCGACAGCACGGCCAAACCCAAAAAGCCAUGUUGUCCAAAGCGCUUCAAAAGGCGAAUACAGCCGUGCUUCUUGACAAUGCGGCCAACUUCGAAGGUGCUAUGGAAGCUUAUAAUGAUGCCUGCCAACUACUGCAGCUUGUCAUGUUCCGUAGCAAUGGAGGCGAUGAAGAGAAACUCAAGCUCCAGGAAAUCCGUGACACUUACAUGAUCCGAAUCACCGAACUUCAGCGCAUGGAACUUCCUCUUCCGGAGAGCGACGAUAAAGCUCUACCAAAUCGUCCUCUCAGCCAAGAGUCCUACAGUGAACUACUCCAGUUGUCAGAGAAGGGCCUCGGUUUUGGGAGCCACCAGAGCGCCGACAGCUCCACUUUCGGUUUUCAGCACAUCUCACCGGAACACAACAAAACAUUGCCUUUCGAGGCAAUUCCCCCUCGACGGCAAUCGCUGAGACCUUCAGACUUUGAUGGUCAACCCCGGAUUGCAACAACCAAGAAUCGGCAUCCAGAGAAUUCUUUGCAGGAAACCCAUGAAUCCACCUCUUGGCUGGACACCAUCGACGAGUCAGGUGCUUCAUCGCCGUCCUCUGCGAAUUCAAAAGCAUCAUCUGUGUAUCUACGCCACCGAACAAGCCGGCGCCUUAGCAAUGACACCGAGGCCGAGUUCGAUGCUGCUCUAGAUGCAGCUGUGGAGGCUGCAUACGAUGACGGUCUGGAGCCGGUGCUAGAGUUCAAGGAGGAAGAAAGCGAUGACAUUGUGGCCAACGCCCGCAGAAACAUCGAGUUGGCGAAGCAAAGGGUGCGAGAGGCAGAACGAGAGGCAGAGGUCGCGAUGAACCGUGGCCGUGAGAUACGACGAAUCCAGGAACGGACGGAAUUCGGCAACCCUACCGGUCGUGAUUCAGACUACCUUGACGAGGAAGCAGAGGAGGAAGAACGUCUCUUGGAGGAGAUGACCAAGGGGUACGUGAUGGAUGACUUCGAAUUUGGUAUUCAAUCCAAGUCCGCGCUUCCGCGGGAAUCGGACUCCAGCAACGUGUCUGGGCGAACAUGGGAAAGCUCCGCAGCAUCCAACAUCACCAGCACGGGGGGGCUGUCUACUCUCGCAGAAGAUGACACAGUGCCCGCCGGUGACCAGAGGGGAGACGCCAGCUCGCGACCCUUUUCGCCCCCGAUCUCCUCCGAUUUUCCCGCCUUGCCGCCACGCGCGUCCUUGUCACAACCGCCUGCCCAGAUGGGCCGGCCCCCUGUACCAGGAGUACGGGCACGGCGGCUGUCUGGCCAAAAUCCAGGUGAACUGAAAAUCGAAACUAACACUCACUCUCGAGCCGAUUCCAAUACCUCGGGCCUGGAAAGCUUCUCCACCCCCCUCACAAGCCGACCGCCGCCGCCGCUGCCGAAGGAUGAACCUCUCUCGGAUCCAUCCAAGCCUUCCACCCCGGGACUCCGAACCAACUUGCACCCUACAAAGCGUAAUCCAUCCGUGGGAUCUGUUCUGGAAUCCAAUCUCGCCAAAGCUCGGACACGGGAAGAUGACGAGCCUGAACUUCCGCCAUUGCCAUCAGCCGCCCGGCCUAUGGGCAAGAUACCCUCCGCUCCAGACGGGUUGGACAGAAGCGCCUCCAGUUCUAAGGCUUUCCGAUCUCGCAACGUCUCUGUCCCCAAUCCGGAGACCGCGCCUGGGUCGCCAAGUACCCCGUGGAACGGCGCAUUCCCAGCCCUGGAUACCCAAAAGGGCGCAUUGGCUGGUAGCGUGCCCGUUUUACCCACCCCAACAGCGGCAAGCUUUACGCAAAAUGGAUUACCAACCAGCGGUCUGAAUCUUUUCGACUGUGACAUACAUUCCCCCACAGCGCUUGGCUGCCCGAAUUCCCUGGUAGCUAAUGCGCCACUCCCACUGGAACCAUGUCCAGAGUCAUUCCUCUUCCGCCCAUUUUGGUUGAUGCGAUGCCUGUAUCAAACAAUCGCCCACCCCCAUGGCGGCUAUUUAUCAGCUAAGCUAUUCAUUCCCCGCGAUGUUUGGCGCGUGAAGAACGUUAAGCUCAAAGCAGUCGAGGACAAAAUAUCUAAUUGCGACCUCCUGACUGCCGCAUUGCUCAAAUUAGCCCAGGUCGACACCUAUGAUGCGGACGCAGUGCUCGAAGAAAUGCAGGCACUAGAGACUGUUCUCGACCAGGUCCAAGGCUCAUUGUCGAAGAAACUGGGCCAUGACGUCGGGGUACAGACAGCCAUGCCGCUGUUCAAACCGGGCUCAACACCCGAUGAGGCCUCUCAUGCCGAUAGUUUUUCUUCGAAGAACUCUAGCUCGCAAAACAAGUCCUACCGACCGACCUGGAAAAGACUGCGAGCGAAGACCUCAGGGAUUGGUACUGCUACGCUACCCCCGGGCGCGCGAGAAAGCAACAAGGACAACCUGACACUUCAAUCCGUCCCGAUGACUUCGGUGCCCACCACCCAUGUCAAGCGCAAUGUCACCCAGCUUGAAUUUUCAGGCCCCAAUUCCCACUACAUGGGAGCAUUGGCGCGUGUAUUCGACGCUGCUCAGGUCUUGGAUCAAAUCGCCCAGCAGGUUGAAGACCCGGGCCUUAAACAUUCGUCUCCUACUCACGUUGGCCUAGAGCUCAGCACACGCCACGCAGCCGAGUUCUUUGGCUUUUACGUGUGCCGUUUCGCAUUGGCGGAUGUAGGCAUGAUGCUCGACAAGUUCAUUAAACGAGGCAGCGAGUGGGUAUUGGUCUAG
Molecule: messenger RNA, 3390 nt
Organism: Penicillium alfredii
Lineage: Eukaryota; Fungi; Ascomycota; Eurotiomycetes; Eurotiales; Aspergillaceae
Exons: 3
Coding region: 1-3390 (1129 amino acids)
Source: RefSeq, a predicted model, not a curated record